Molecule: messenger RNA, 4049 nt
Organism: Meriones unguiculatus (Mongolian gerbil)
Lineage: Eukaryota; Metazoa; Chordata; Mammalia; Rodentia; Muridae
Gene: Abhd14a
Product: abhydrolase domain containing 14A
Exons: 5
Coding region: 3161-3889 (242 amino acids)
Cellular component (GO): cytoplasm
Source: RefSeq, a predicted model, not a curated record
CUUCGCUUUGGAGAAGAGGGGGUGCUGAGGGGUUGUUUUAGGGAGGUGUCCUCUCUGCCUGCCUGCUUCUUUCCUGUGCUCCUGUCCACAUCUGUGUUUCUGAAGGUUGGUUUGUGUCUGUCAGCUGGUGCGUUUCUUCCCCGGCCUGUCCCCAGGUCCUUGCUUGCUAGUAGUUUGUCCCCCCUCCCCCCUUUUUUUCUUUUAAACAUUUAUUUAUACUGUGUGGGGGUCGCACAUGGGAAGUCAGGGAACAACUUGCUGGGGUCCGUUCAUCCUUCCACCAUGAGAGUGCCAGGGAUCUUAAAGUCAGAUGGUCAGGCCUGGCAGCGAGUGCCUGUCACUGUGCCCCUUCUAAUGUUUUAUGUAUUUAUGGGGGAAAGACGCAUACAGUGCUGUGUGUAUGGAAGUCAGAGGACAGUUCUGGGAAUUGUUUCUUUCCAUUCAUCCUAUGGGUCCUGCACAUGGAACCAGGGUGUUAGACCUUGUCUGUAAGUGUCUUAACUCACUGAGCCAACACUAACUAUAUUUUCACUUUUAUGUGCACUGGUGUUUCGUAUGCAUGUACAUCUGUGUGAAGGUGUCGGAUCUUGGAGUUAUGGACAUUUGUGAGCUGCCAUGUGGGUGCUGGGAUUAUGAACCCAGGUCCUCUGGAAGAGCAGUCAGUGCUCUUUAACCGCUGAGCCAUCUCUCCAGCCCCUCGUUUGUUUCUGCCUUUGUUGUUAUUGUUGUUGCUGAGUUUCUGUUGUUUAUUUGAAACAGGGUCUUGCUAUGUAGCUGGAGCUCUCAAAUUCUGGAGCGCUAAAUUCUGAGGCCAGGACUGUGUGUCUAUUGGUGGUUUAAGGCUUGGGUAGGAUUCUGUGCUUGAAUACUCUGAGAGUUUGUGUGCGGUUUUGUGGGUGUUGGUUUUGUGGGUGUUGGUUUUGUUUGCUCACUUGAAGAUAGGGCCUACCAAGCAGCCUAAUUUACUUUAACCUACAGUCCUCCUGUCUCUCUAGCUGCUAUACCUGUGUAUGGGUUGUUGUUUUGUUUUUGUUUUUUGAAACAGUGUCUCUCUGACCUGGAACUCCCUAUGUAGGCCACAAACUCACAGAGAUCCUCCUGCCUCUGUCUCCUGAAUCCUGUGAUUAAAGCCAUGGGCCACCAUGCUUGGCUUGUAUAUGAAAUCAUAUGUAUCCAUCUCUGCCUUCCUGCUACUUGGCUGUUGUGUUCCUGGGGAGACAAACACACUUCUCUACUCAUCCCAGAUGGAGAGCCAUGACAGAUGAAAGUACGGAUACCACCAAAAUCCAGCUUGGCGAACCAAUUUUUAUUGGGGUUACCUACAGGAGUAUUGAUAAGGGGUUGCUUACAGCAGAGGCAGAAAUGACUCAAAGACAGCUGUGUCACCAAAGCCCACCCCUGUGUGGGUGAGAGUUCACAGAAGCUGGGGACCUGCAGCACUCUGCACAACCUGCCUGCAGCUCAACAGGUUGGAGAGAGCCCAACCAAGUGCCUUAGUUGGCCUAAACCUCUCCCAGGCAGCUCAGCUGGUUUCUUCAGGGAGCUGGUUUGUUCUCAGGGUCUUUGCAGCUUAGCUUUAUUUGGUCUGAGUUUUAUUGUUUACUCUGGCAGGGAAGUGUCUAGUGAAUCCGGUCAGUUUCAGGGAGUUUUUUUGUUUGUUUGUUUGUUUUUUAACGUAUUUAUUAUGUAUACCAUACCUUGUUUUUCUUACAUGUAUGCUUCAGGCCAGAGGAGGGCACCAGAUCUCAUGUAGAUGGUUUUGAGCCACCGUGUGGUUGCUGGGAAUUGAAUUCAGGAUCUCUGGAAGAGCAGCCAGUGCUCUUAACCUCUGAGCCGUAUCUCCAGCCCCCUUGAGGGAGUUCGUAAAGCUAAUUUUUGGUUGUUCACCUGUAGUGAGAAUUCUGGAAUUUUGGUUCCUUUAAAUAACACAGAAGUAUUAUUACAAGAAAGUAUUUUCAUUUUCAUCCCAGGUGUGGGGAUGUGGGCCACUUUGAACUGACCACAGCAGCUAUGAUUUGCCUUGUGCUCUAGCAGAGGCAUGGUUUUGCCAUCUAUAGAUAGUUUUGGCAAUUGUGUAAUGUUUGGAAUUCUGGAAACUUUUCAGAGGGUAAAUGCUAGCACCCCAGUAGAUUUGGUCGGUUGUGGUUUGUUAGUAGUCAUGCUCAAAGAAAAAUCAAAAGGAAAGAAAUUAUAUUCGAAGCUGGGCACACUCUGUAAUCCCAGCACUCAGGGAGGCAGAGGCAGGCGAUCUCUGUGAGUUUGAGGCCAGCCUGGUCUACAAAGCCAGUCCAGGACAGCCAAGGCUACCCAGAGAAACCCUGUCUUGAGAAAACAAAACAGAAAAAAGAAAGAAGAAAGAAGAUUCUGGGGAUUCACGAAUCUCUCUCCUCCAUCUUUCUUUUUCUCCCAUCUAGUGAUAGUGGGUGAAACCAGGGGAUAAAGGGUGGGAAGAAAAUAAAAAGAACCCACAAAGUAGCAAAGACCAGCCAGCGACAUUCAGCUCCCUGUUUAAGAAGCUCCCUGGCAGCAUGGAGUAUUAACUGUUAACACAACUGUGCAUGGAGUUUUGUGUAUGUCAUUGUAAGAGACUGACUUUGUCUCUUUGUAAGGCCGAUGUGUGUACAAAGAGACCGCUGUGCAUUUGUGGGAUAGCUUCUUGAAAAGUGUGUGGAAGCAAGACUCUUGUGUCUGUGUGAGUGUGUGUGUGUGUGUGUGUGUGUACAGCUGUGUGUUGUGGUAGAGGGGCAUUCCAGUAACCAGAGCAAGCACAGUUCAGCUUCUACCCUCCUCCACCUGCAGAGCAGUCUGCCUUAGAACCCCUACCAUUGUCUAGCCUUGGGCACCCUGGGUUGCAGUGGCAAUGAAUGAAACCCCACCCCUUCACCCUGAAAGCCGCACAGGUUUUGCUUCUGGUGGACCACUAAUAGUGGUCCACCCCGAUGCUCCACCUCUUGGGAACCCAAGCUGAAGGUGCCUUGGAGGCCGGCAUCCUUGGCUGUUCCAGGUUAGGAAGAAGAGCGGGCUUUUUCCGCCUGGCUCCUGAUUUCUCAUCAGCACUGGAGGAUCUGCUGCUGCCCACACACUGCCCGACUUCGGAGCUAGAGGGUGAGGCCUCUAGAAGAGUUCCACAGAGUCAAGAGGCUGUGUGGUACAGAUCUUCAUGAGCCGGUACCAGGCUGCCCUGCUGGGUCUAGGCCUGGUACUCAUGCUCCUACUGUAUGUGGGGCUGCCUGGCCCACCUGAGCAGACUUCCCAGCUCUGGAGAGGUCCCAAUGUCACAGUCCUGGCUGGUCUCACCAGAGGCAACUCUCAAAUUUUUUACCGUGAGGCGCUGCCAAUCCAGCAGACACAUAGGCCACAAGUCGUGUUUCUCCAUGGAAAGGCAUUUAGUUCCCACACAUGGGAGCAGCUGGGCACGCUGCAGCUACUGUCAAAGAGGGGUUACCGGGCUGUGGCCAUUGACCUUCCAGGUUUUGGGAACUCAGCACCUUCAAAGGAGACAAGCACAGAGGCGGGUCGAGCGGAGCUGCUGGAGCGAGUGCUGCGGGACCUAGCGGUGCGGAAUGCUGUACUGGUGAGCCCCUCGCUGAGUGGCAGCUAUGCCCUACCCUUCUUGAUGCGAAGCCAGCACCGGCUACGUGGAUUUGUGCCCAUUGCACCCACCUCCACCCGGAAUUACACACAGGAACAAUUCUGGGCCGUGAAGACACCAACUCUUAUCAUCUAUGGGGAAUUGGACCACACCUUGGCCCCAGAGUCACUUCGGCAGCUUCACCACCUGCCCAACCACUCCGUGGUAAAGCUACACAACGCGGGCCAUGCCUGCUACCUCCACAAGCCGGAAGCCUUCCACCUCGCCCUUCUUGCCUUCCUUGACCAUUUGCCUUGACUGAACUCACUUCCCAGGAAUGCCCUUGAAGGGUCUAGACCAUCUCUUUCCUCUUCCAGGAUGGUAGUCCUUGGCUGGGAUUGGGGAUAGAGGAUCAAGCCUAGCCAGGACUUUUGAUUUCAUUUCACAAGCACAAUAAAGAAAAGCCUCUUUGUCUCUC